This is a messenger RNA of Plasmodium yoelii, 315 nucleotides long. RefSeq names its product conserved Plasmodium protein, unknown function. Lineage: Eukaryota; Apicomplexa; Aconoidasida; Haemosporida; Plasmodiidae. The record is from RefSeq and is a predicted model, not a curated record. Bases 1 to 315 code for a protein of 104 amino acids. The transcript has 3 exons.
AUGCAAAAAAAUAUAUCAGGGGCAAAUAAUCAAAAUGAUUUAUUGAAAGAUAAUAAGAAUGGUAUCAAACCAAAUGAAAUAAAUGAUGAUACUAUCUACAUAUUUGACGAACCUGAUGAUGAACUUGAAGAAUUUGAAGAAAUGGGUAGUAUAGCUCUUAAUGUUGAUACUGAUUUGGAGAAAUGGGAAGAAGACUGGGGAGCAGCAGGAUGGGAUGAUGAUGAUGAAGAUGAUGAUAAGUUUAUUACGAAAGUUGAGACAGAAUUGCAAAAAUUUAAAACUAGUUUAGAUGAAGAAAAGGAAAAAAAAAAAUAA